GCGUUUGAUACUCGGUCAUACUGUUGCAACCACAAAAACAGAAACACUGAUAAAACAUAAUUUACUGCCUUUGUUGCCCGCGACUUUUAUCAGCUAAUCUUACUGGGUUGAGCACUUGUUCACAUUGUUGGCCCACUAAGCAGUUAAACUUUGUCCUCCGUCGCAUCACCAUGGCAGCCUUCCAGAUGGGAUCGGGUAGCCAUUUAGUGCCCAUGAGCCUCUUUCGGGACAACCGGGAUCGUGCGGUAAAGGCGAUUCUCAAGGAGCUGCUCCCGGGCCUCAAGUUCGAUGCGGGCAACCUGCUGGUGCUUCUUGAGGGCGGCAAGGACAAGAGCUUUUACAACACCGAUGUGGACUACGUGUUCCGGCAGGAGUCCUACUUCCAGUACUUGUUCGGGGUUAAAGAGCCUGGCUGCUACGGCAUUCUCACCAUUGAUGUGAAAACGGGUGGUCAAAAGAGCGUUUUGUUCGUGCCACGUUUUCCGGAUGAGUACGGUACCUGGAUGGGCGAACUACUAAGCACGCAGGACUUCAAGAACAUGUACGAGGCGGACGAGGUGCUCUAUGUCGAUGAACUCAACGUCUAUCUGGAGGGGGCGUCGCCCAAGCUGAUACUCACUCUAAGUGGCACCAACAGCGAUAGUGGUCUCACCCUCCAGCCCCCGGAGUUCGAGGGAAAGGAGAAGUAUGUGACCGAUUGCGAUCUACUUUAUCCCAUCCUCUCCGAGUGCCGUGUGAUCAAGUCGCCUGCGGAGAUCGAGGUGCUGCGCUACGUGGCCAAGGUCUCGUCGGACGCCCAUAUCCGGGUGAUGAAGUUUAUGCGACCGGGUCGCAUGGAGUUCGAGGGAGAGUCCUUGUUCCUGCACCACGCCUACUCCGUGGGCGGAUGCCGACAUGCCUCGUACACUUGCAUCUGCGGGAGCGGUACAAACUCCUCAAUCUUGCACUACGGACACGCCGGAGCUCCAAACAGUCGGCCUGUCCAGGAUGGCGAUCUGUGCCUGUUCGACAUGGGUGCAAACUAUUGCGGAUAUGCGGCUGACAUUACCUGCACAUUUCCGGCGAACGGAAAAUUCACCGAUGACCAGAAGUUCAUCUACAACGCUGUGCUGGAUGCACGCAAUGCGGUGACGGAUGCGGCCAAAGAUGGAGUGUCCUGGGUGGACAUGCACAAACUGGCGGGCCGGGUGCUUCUGCAGCGCUUAAAAGAGGGCGGCAUGCUGACCGGCGACGUAGAGGAGAUGCUCGAGGCAGGAGUUUCCGGCGUGUUCCAGCCUCACGGACUGGGCCAUUUGAUCGGCCUGGAUGUGCACGACGUGGGUGGAUACCUGCCCGCGGAGCCGAAGCGUCCCAGUGAGCCUUGGUUGAGCAAAUUGCGUUUCGCCCGCAUCCUUAGGGCUGGCAUGUAUGUUACCAUUGAGCCAGGCUGCUACUUUAUCAACUGGCUGAUGGACGGCGCACUGGCCAAUCCGAACAUUGCUAAGUAUAUCAACGUGGAAAUGUUCAAUCGCUUUCGAGGAUUUGGUGGCGUACGUAUUGAGGACGAUGUUUUAAUCACAAAGACGGGAGUCGAGAACUUUGCUAUUGUGCCACGCACUGUGGAGGAAAUCGAGGCAACAAUGAGCUCAACAUAAAUAUGAAAUAUAAAUAUUGGGCAACCUUUAAUACACCUAUGCACAUGUAAUAUACUGUAUCAUAAUCAAAUUAUGUAUUAACCAAUAAAUAAACUAAUUGAGGUCUAAAAAA
Messenger RNA from Drosophila ficusphila, 1746 nucleotides. It is a transcript of the gene Dip-C, whose product is annotated as xaa-Pro dipeptidase. Lineage: Eukaryota; Metazoa; Arthropoda; Insecta; Diptera; Drosophilidae. The record is from RefSeq and is a predicted model, not a curated record. Gene Ontology annotation, molecular function: manganese ion binding; metalloaminopeptidase activity. The transcript has a single exon. Bases 171 to 1634 code for a protein of 487 amino acids.